AUGGUUGAUAGGAAAAGGGCCGCUGCGGUGGUCAAAUCUGAAGAUGAGGACAAUGAUGAUGUUCCUUUGAACAAGAAGGUCAAGAUGGAGGCUAAACAGGAAAGUUCCAGCGAGGACGAAGAAGACGACGACGACGAAGACGAAGACGAGAGAAAGGAACCUGAUUCCGAUGACGAUAAGAAAGAUGUAAAAGAUGAGGGAGAUGAAGAUGAAGAUGAGAAUGACGAUGGAGAAGACGACGACGAAGCUGAGGAAGAAAGAAAGAGAAUUACUACUUUCAACUUUGACGGGGAAUCGUACUCGUUCAAAGAAAGACCUUCCGUGAUAGAAGAGAAGGAAGGCAAGAUAGAGUUUCGUGUAGUCAACAACGACAACACACGUGAAAACCUAAUUGUACUCACGGGGUUGAAAAACAUUUUCCAGAAACAAUUGCCCAAGAUGCCGAGAGAGUAUAUCUCAAGAUUGGUGUAUGACAGAUCCCAUUUAUCGAUGGCUGUAGUCCGUAAGCCGUUGACUGUUGUAGGUGGUAUAACGUACCGUCCGUUUAACAACCGUGAGUUCGCCGAAAUUGUGUUCUGUGCCAUUUCGCUGACGGAACAAGUUCGGGGUUAUGGUGCACACUUGAUGAACCACUUGAAGGAUUACGUUAGAGCCACAUCGCCCAUCAAGUACUUUCUUACUUAUGCCGAUAACUAUGCUAUAGGUUAUUUCAAGAAGCAGGGAUUCACCAAAGAAAUCACCUUGGACAAGUCUGUGUGGAUGGGGUACAUCAAAGAUUAUGAGGGAGGAACACUUAUGCAGUGUUCGAUGCUACCUUCCAUUCUCCGAUAUUUGGAUCUGGGCAAGAUCCUCUUGCUCCAGAAAGCUGCAAUCGAAAAGAAAAUCAAAAUGAGAUCAAAGUCUCACGUGGUCAGACCCGGACUUCAAGUCUUCAAAACGAACAAGAACAUAACAGUAGACCCCAAGGAUAUUCCAGGACUCUUGGAGAGUGGCUGGCUGGAGGAAAUGGACAAGUUGGCGCAGAAGCCAAAAAGAGGUCCUCACUACAAUUUUAUGGUGACGUUGUUCUCAGAAAUGACCAACCAUCCACUGGCUUGGCCAUUUGCUGUUCCGGUUAAUAAGGAAGAAGUUCAAGACUACUACGAAGUCAUAAAGGAACCGAUGGACUUGUCUACUAUGGAACUGAAAUUAGAAAACGACAAGUACGAUUCGUUUGACCAGUUUUUGUACGAUUGUCGUCUUAUCUUCAAAAACUGUAGAUCUUACAAUGGCGAGUCCACCACGUACUUUAAGAACGCCAACAAAUUGGAGAAGUUCCUUAACAAUAAGAUCAAGGAUAGUGCUGAGUAUGCCCAUUUCUUGGAUUGA
Molecule: messenger RNA, 1368 nt
Organism: Scheffersomyces stipitis CBS 6054
Lineage: Eukaryota; Fungi; Ascomycota; Pichiomycetes; Serinales; Debaryomycetaceae
Gene: GCN5
Product: histone acetyltransferase
Exons: 2
Coding region: 1-1368 (455 amino acids)
Biological process (GO): chromatin remodeling; positive regulation of transcription by RNA polymerase II
Cellular component (GO): histone acetyltransferase complex
Molecular function (GO): histone H3 acetyltransferase activity; protein binding
Source: RefSeq, a predicted model, not a curated record